Molecule: messenger RNA, 927 nt
Organism: Brassica napus (rape)
Lineage: Eukaryota; Viridiplantae; Streptophyta; Magnoliopsida; Brassicales; Brassicaceae
Product: RING-H2 finger protein ATL34
Exons: 1
Coding region: 32-598 (188 amino acids)
Biological process (GO): protein ubiquitination
Source: RefSeq, a predicted model, not a curated record
GCUUUUGAUUUGUUCCCAAAAAAAAAAAACAAUGGAGACUACUUUAGUAUCGAUCGAUGUCGACGGAACCCCUGUUCCUCAUCACCCCUCUGCACGCAAUAGUAUUUGCAUCAAUCUUGUAAACCAAAUCCAGAGAUUAGCCAUCGACGAAUCGUCAGAAACAAAGACUUGUACUGGACGUUACCCAUCUACGAGUUAUUUCGCUCAAAUCAAUUUAGAUUUCCACGACUACGACUUUAGUCCGUCAUAUCUGUUCUCGCUCAUCGAUUAUCACCUCCUUUCUCCUCAUACAUCUGAUCUUAUCACCGAGAAGAUGGCUUAUUGUACGAUUCAACACAUAGGAAAACCUUAUCGCAUGUUCGUUGACGUGGUUACUACCGAAAACGUGUUCGUCACGGGAACGUAUUCUCAUCAAAAAGAGGAGGAGGAAGAAGACGAAGAAGAAGAGUCGACCUGUGCCAUAUGCUUAGAGGACAUGUUGAAUGAUGAAAAGAUGAAACUGGUGUUUCCUUGUUCGCAUCGGUUUCAUCUUAGAUGUAUCGCCGAGUGGUUACAGACCAGUAACUCUUGCCCUCUCUGCCGUCAAAUUUUAAUCUAGUAGAGUGAUUUUGUUUUUCGUUUUUAUUUUUUCAUGUCUUGUUAUAACUGAAACUACUUUAUUGUAAACAAAAAAACUAUUUUUGUUUUUAUUUUACCAAGAAACUACUGUCAGAAAAGCAACGAAAGUCCUUAUUUGAAGAAGUGUCCUGCUUCCGGUUCAGAUCAGCUUCAUCGUUCUUGAAGUCCUUAUUUAGUCUCCAGUAUGCUUCUAGCCUCUUUUUUACUUCUUUGUUUUCUUAAGUUUGGGUUGUAUCAUCGUGUGUUUCCGGGUUGUAUCAUUAGUCCUUUGCCGGCUCUGAGUAAGAACUGUUGCAAAUCUAUCUUUAA